AUGUCUGGUCCGACUGAGCCGAGCUCUGAGAAGCUCACCGAGCGGGAAAAGAUGUUACGGGGAGAGCUAUACACCGCAUUUUCACCCGAUUUGAUUGCAGAGAGAGCAAGAUGUAAAGCUGCGUGUGAAAGAUAUAAUAACGCAGGCGAAGUAACCCGUAGAAGACGCGUGGAGCUCUGGAGGGACAUCGUUUGUGAUAAACGGCCUAUGCCGCCGCCAGCUGCGGACCAGGAAGCAGAUGAUGCUCUCUUUGAAGAUGACCCAUGGAUAGAGGCACCCAUACGGGCAGAUUAUGGUUACAACUUCAAGGUCGGCGAGGGCGUCUUUAUCAAUUUCAACUGUGUUGCACUAGAUACCUGUCUGGUCACCAUUGGUGCAAGGACUCUAUUCGGGCCAGGUGUCAACUUGUAUGCGGGCACACAUCCCUUGGACCCUGCUGUCAGAAGGGGGACGAAGGGACCCGAGUAUGGUAAAGAGAUCCAUAUCGGUGAAGAUUGCUGGAUAGGCGGAAACGUCGACAUUUUACCAGGAGUGACGAUUGGUAGGGGUGCAGUUGUUGGUGCGGGAAGUGUUGUAACAAAGGAAAUCCAGCGAGGAUCAUCCGCCGCGUAG
Microsporum canis CBS 113480 is the source of this 612-nucleotide messenger RNA. Its product is annotated as acetyltransferase. The transcript is spliced from 3 exons. NCBI's taxonomy places the organism in Eukaryota, Fungi, Ascomycota, Eurotiomycetes, Onygenales, Arthrodermataceae. Bases 1 to 612 code for a protein of 203 amino acids. The record is from RefSeq and is a predicted model, not a curated record. Gene Ontology annotation, molecular function: acetyltransferase activity.